Molecule: messenger RNA, 1020 nt
Organism: Jaminaea rosea
Lineage: Eukaryota; Fungi; Basidiomycota; Exobasidiomycetes; Microstromatales
Exons: 2
Coding region: 44-640 (198 amino acids)
Source: RefSeq, a predicted model, not a curated record
CCUCCCUUCCAUCCCCUCAUCCUCUCAUUUUACAUCACCAACCAUGUCCCAGCUCACCCCUUUACCUGCUCCCUGGUACAUCUUCUUUGGCCUCCUCGAACCCGUCUCCACCCUCGCAGGCGCCUACUUCGCGCUACUCGACACGGAUGGCUUCUAUCGUGACUUGAUCCCGCUAGAGAUGAAGGGGAGUGCAGCAGCCUUCGUCAAGGGAGUGGUAGGUGAAGCCACUGGUGGAGCAUUGUUGAGCGGCAAGCCAAGUGAUGAGGCCAGGAUGGGACUUGCUCAACUAGGAAGCUGCUACCUCCUCCUCGCCCUCGUCUCCCUCUUCCUCUUCUCCACUCUUCGCUCUUUCAGCCCCAACUCCCUGCCUCGCUCCACAAUGGAGCUCAUCAUCCGCAACUACCUCGCAGCCCUCGCCAUAGCUGAUCUGGUGCACAUUGGCGUCACCCUCUUCUUCCUGCCACCCGUGGGGAGAAAGGACGGGCGAUUCUGGUUUGCGCUGGUCAGUCAGCCCCAGAGGUGGAAUGGCUUGUUGGCUGGAAAUGUGCUUGCCACGUUGGGGCUUUUCACUGCGCGAUCGAUGUGGUUCUUGGGAGUUGGGAGGGGGAGCCCCGCUGGUGGAGAGAAGAAGAGGAAGUGAGGGCGCUGGGGAACGCGAUUGAGAGUAGCGAUGGAUACGAGGAUGCGAGGCAAGAAAGGGCGGGGGAAAAGCAUUGGGUAACAUUGUAUGGUCGGAAAAGCACAGAAAGCGUAUAGGAGCGCUCGCGCCGCUAAAAUGAUGCCAUCUUCUUGAAGAUGACCUCCCCGUCUUCUGCGUAGUCCUCGGCGGAGACUGUUUGUGCGAGGUGGGGAAGGGUGGGUCAGCAUGCUCCUUCUCUGCAGGCCAGCAAAGGCAAUCGUACUUACCCCACAUCUGCGCAGCGCAAUGGCGAUAGUGACACAUUCGACAGAAAUGUAGUCAGCUUUCUCUCCGCUUCUUUCCACCUCCUGCCUGCCCCUCGCCCACUCACCUUCUUGAAG